AUUGAUCAAACAUUAAAUGAAUGUGACAUUGUAUUAAUUGGAAGCACAUUAUUUUUAUUCUAUAAAGAAUUUGAAGCGUCGGGUGGAGUUGAACGGUCGAAAUGCCCUGGCUCCAUUUUAUAUUUCAAGCGUUGGGAUUAAUUCUCUUCAUCACUCAACAAGUAACACUAGCUAAAUGAGAAGUUCUUUUUAUGACGUAAAGAAGACGAAGCCAGUGAUCAAAAUGGAGGGUAGCAAUGGAAGAAAAUCAGAUCCCGCAAAAACGGAGGUGAAUUGCGAAGAAGAGAAGAAGAAUGGGAAGAAAGUGGAGAAGGGCAAUGUGUGCGAGCUCGAAGAACCGUGGCUGGUGCUCGCAAUGCCGUCUAAGCUGAAACGCAUGGCUUCCAGAUACGGCAUUUGUCACGACGACGAAGAAGACCACGUUGCGUUCGAUAUGGAAGAUUGGGAGUUCAUUGAUACGGAGUAUAUAACAGCGAGGAAUAGCUAGCCAUUGAAAAAAUGUCACUCUCUCUCUCUCUCGCUGUCUCGUUUUUCGUUCUCACAUUAAUUAUUUAAUUGAGUUUUAAACAUCUAUUGCGCUAAUCUGUUCAAGCAUGAUAUGUUAUGAAAUUGCGAGUUUAUUGAGGGUCACUCGAGAGAAUAUCAGAGUUAUUUCAUUAUUAGAGAAUUACUAAUGGAAAAGAAAGGGAGAACAAGAUG
Messenger RNA from Cuscuta campestris, 699 nucleotides. The record is from the annotation of a GenBank genome assembly. NCBI's taxonomy places the organism in Eukaryota, Viridiplantae, Streptophyta, Magnoliopsida, Solanales, Convolvulaceae.